ACAUAAUUAGUACUGUUACUUUUUCUACUUUAAGUAACUUUUAUGCAAGUAUAAUUCUACUAUAACAUAAAGGUCUAGUGUGUAGGCUGGAGUGUGUAAAAGUACCAGCAAACUGCCCCAAUCAAGUGGUAAUGUUCAUGUAUAAGUAAAAGAAAAUGUAGGUAAUAUGAUCUGACAAAAAAUUACAAAAAACAAAACAAGACACAAAAGAUAAAUGCUGUUGGGUCCGUGUUGACCUCCAACUAAAAGUACUCCAAUGGUUACAUACUGUUACCAGGCCCCAGGUUCAAUGUGUGUCAGUUGUGGGGAUUUAUUUAAGAAUGUUCCCCAUAUGAGCACAAUAUAUACUAAAAUAAUACAGGCUAAAUGUUGACAUGGGACACUCUUCACAGAGAAGGAAUUAUAGUACUAUUAUAGAGCUCCUUACAGGUCUGACUCGGGGGAAAAGUCCCGGAGUAGCACUAUGGUGAGUUUAAAUAGGAUCACAUUUUUAUAAAAGUCUAUUUGCUGAGAUUUAGCUGUUGAAUGUAACGCCUGAAUAACUUCUUUUUUAAAUGUUUGUAUACAUCUAUCCAAAACCCAGUGCCGAACAUUGGAAAUCUGCUGUGGGACUCAAUUAAGGGGAACACAUUAAAACUCCCUAUUUGAUCUGUGAGACACAUCUAUCUGACAAAUGAUGGAGCAAAUACACACACAUUGGUAUCAUCAAAUUAUACAUGUAAAUGCAGCAAUGCCCCUUAUGGAACCGUUAAAAUACAAUAAAUAAUAAUAAUGUAUCCUUUAUUGAUCCCAAAGUGUGUUACCUAUGAUAUUAUCAUCAAAAUGCACUCAAAAAAAGUAAUAUUUCUAAUAAAAGAAUGGUCCCUUCCAUUAUUCUUACAUAUUAUAUUAUUGGAUUAUUAUCAUCUGUACAUCUGAUGUAUCAAACAUAUAAAUUAUCUAAUGUUUUGCAUGUAGGACCUGGAAUAAAAAGCUCAGUUCCUCACAGCCGCACCUCUAUAUCUUCAGCCGCCGCUAGAGGGCAGACGCUUCCUGUACAGCACCGGAAGUUGAAGCGGAUCUACUUCCUUUUUCUUUCUUUUUUUAAAUGAAAGGAGGAAGAAGUUGGAGAAGAAAAAAAAAAACAAUAACAAGCCGCCUGCAGUCUGUUCAUUUUUUCCUGCAUUGUUGUUUUAAAAUAAAUAAAUAAACCGCUAGGUGACCGACGCCAUGCCCGUCAUCUGCGCGGCGAUAGGCUGCAACAACAAGUUCAUCAAAGGGUCGGAAAUCCGAUUUUACAGGUUCCCGCUCAGCAAGCCUCAACUCGCCGGCAAAUGGGUGAACAGCCUGGGGAUGAAGGACUUCGUCCCGACCGCCAACACCUGCCUCUGCUCGGAGCACUUCCGGGCCGACUGCUUCAGGGACUACAACGGCAAACAGUUUCUGAGGGAGGACGCGGUGCCCACCAUAUUCAACCAGGGGCAGGAUUCAUCCAAGAUUGAACUCCGUAAAAGAGGCGUGAUACCGAAGGAGGCGGUCGCCGUGAGUCCAAUCGGAACACAGGCGGACAAAGACCGAGCGAGAGAGGCCGUCAACCUGCGCAGAGAAAAAAGAGGAGGGAUGAGGGGUGGACGAGGAGGCCGCGGAGGAAAACAACCGACCGACAGACCGGCCCCGGGGGCCAAGAGCCGAGUGUACGACAACAAGGGCCGCCUGCUCUCCAACAACAAGGACAUGUGCGACUGCCUGGACGUGGACUGCAUGGGCUGCUUCUACCCGUGCCUCGAGUGCGGCUCGCGCAAGUGCGGCGUGGAGUGCCGCUGCGACAGGAAGUGGCUCUACGAGCAGGUGGAGGUGGAGGGCGGAGAGAUCAUCCGGAACAAGUUUGCCGUUUAGGGGGGGCGGGGGCGGGGGCGGGGCUUCUCUUUCAGCUACCAUUUUAAAAACUGUGAUUUUUACUACCUGUGGUAGAAAACGAUGUCAGUGUUCUGCUGAAUGUAAAUAAAUGUUUCUCUUUCCUUUUUUUAAAAAAAGUUUGGGGGGUAUUUUUUUAUUAUUAUUAUUUAUUUUUUUCCAGGUAAAACAUGUUGCAGAACAUCUGUCUCCAUUUACCAGUCUAUAUGCUAUUUUAUUCAUAUUAUAUUAUCAUAAGAGGGUGAUUCACUCGCCGAGUCCCUGAAUUGUUUUGUGUUCUUUAAUUGUUUUCUUUUCUACUUUUUAAUUAUCACCAGAAGAUUUUUUAUUUCUUUUUUUAUUUGAAUAAUUAUGAAAUCUGGACCCCGAAAGAGGUUCACAAAACUAUGUAAUCUGUAGUUCUGUUGCUUUACUCAUGUGACAUUUAUGAAUUAGGAAAGGAGGCAUAUGUUCAAUGUAUCAUUUCGUUUAAAACAAUAACUGAAAAAUUCAUUAAAUCCUCAAUGUUUUUUUUAAACAUAUUUGUAGCGUUCAAGCUUCGAUAUCAAUACAACACAUCUGCACAUGUGACUUGUGGAGUAAAUACGAAUUUUAUUUAUUUAGUUUAAAACUAGAAUCGCACUUGAACGUCUCUCCCAAAUGUCCUCACUUCAUCAUCUGAUCCUUUUUUUUGGAAAAUUGUCACAAUUAGCAUACGAAUUCUCCAGUACCACGGCCGACCACAUGGGGGCGCAGCAGGGAACGUUAAUAGACGGCUACCAUCUUCAUCCAAGAAAAGGAAAAUGGCUUUAGGAACGCAUUGUUCUGCUUGUGAGGGAUCGCCAGUUAAAGUACACUUGGAUGAGGGCGGUCCUUCAGGCCCCUGAUUGGUUAACGAGAUUAAUUAGAUCUAAAUGCAGUGUACCCUUCAUCCCAUUAUGUGUGUCAUAAUAAAGCACCACCUUUUAAUAAAGACCUUAAUUAAAGGGA
Cyclopterus lumpus (lumpfish) is the source of this 2862-nucleotide messenger RNA. RefSeq names its product ADP-ribosylation factor-like 14 effector protein (gene arl14ep). Bases 1210 to 1875 code for a protein of 221 amino acids. The transcript has 5 exons. The record is from RefSeq and is a predicted model, not a curated record. Lineage: Eukaryota; Metazoa; Chordata; Actinopteri; Perciformes; Cyclopteridae. Gene Ontology annotation, cellular component: intracellular membrane-bounded organelle.